Molecule: messenger RNA, 1563 nt
Organism: Phaeodactylum tricornutum CCAP 1055/1
Lineage: Eukaryota; Bacillariophyta; Bacillariophyceae; Surirellales; Neidiaceae
Exons: 5
Coding region: 1-1563 (520 amino acids)
Cellular component (GO): cytoplasm
Molecular function (GO): guanyl-nucleotide exchange factor activity
Source: RefSeq, a predicted model, not a curated record
AUGAAGCAGCAGAGAGAUGCCUUAAUGACAGCACUCAAUAGUGGAUUCAAGAAUUUUUUUAAAAAUGUAUCCAUUCCUGACGAGAAUCGGGACCCGCUAGGACGUCCCGUACACUACGCCCACGCUUGGGCCGAGUAUCGUCGGCAGGCACGGGAAAUUCAACGCCGAUUUGGUGGAGAGACUGGGGACGUGUUAGGCUUCGGACAAGAUGAUUGCGGCCAAAUUGGCUACGUCCUUUCUAAGGACGAAGACAAGCCAACAACCUACUUGCCCUUUGUCAUCAAGUCGCUCGUUCGCAAGGAUGUUCGUCAGAUUUCGGCCGGUGGUGUACAUUCGCUUGCCGUCACGGCGGACGGUGACGCCUACUCAUGGGGUACUGACGAUGACGGCACGCUUGGCCGUAAAAACGAAGCAGACACAGCGAUUGAUGCCACCACGCCGAGUCCGGUCGUCGGUUUUCGUACGGUGGACGGAAUCAACGAAGAUAGGCAAAUUGUUCAAGUAUGCGCCGGUGCGAGCCAUUCCCUCUUUCUAUCCUACAGUGGAAAUGUAUAUUCUUCAGGAAUGAUGAAAGACAUGGAUUCGGGUAAAUUCCGUGACAUACAAACCGUCGAAGAUGACCCUGCUGGCUAUAAUGAGAAACCGGUGCAUGUGGCUCUGAUGCCUAAAAAGGUCACUUUUAUUUCCACGACGACCGCAUUUUCUGCAGCCAUUUUGGAGGAUGGAACAAUGGUGACCUGGGAUUGCUCGAAAGGAUUUGGAAACCAUGGGGAGCUGGCUCGUACGGCCACCAUGGGCGCAAAGAAAAACAAGGAAGGAAGACCCGAUUUAGGGCAAGGCUUCUUCUACACGACAAAGCAAGAAGACGGGGACGGCAAUGUCCGAUUUGUGGCCACUCCUUCGUUGGUUCGUGAACACUUUUUGACUCCCAAGCCCCCCAUCUGGUCCUUUGGGAGUCCACAAAAGAAAGUGAUCAAUGUAGCAUGUGGUUCGUAUCACCUGUUGGCGGUUGCACGGGAACCUGACGAUGCAAAGUUGCGGGUGUACUCAAGUGGCAUCAACAAUUAUGGCCAGUUGGGACAAGGUGACUUUGGAGUAGAGACCGAGCGCCAUGAGCUCACAAUGAUUAAGGCAUUGGAAGAUGAAAAUAUAGUCAAGGUUGCAUGCGGUGAAUUUCAUUCCUUGGCUCUCAAUCUAAUUGGUACGAAAGUAUUCGCGUUCGGCCGUGCGGACUACGGUCAGCUCGGGACCAAACUUUUCGACUUUGGUGAAUGCGGGGCAACUCCCGAACAGGUCGCCUUUCCCAGUGAGGAACGUGUCAUAAUAGCAGAUAUUGAUGCUGGAAGUUCUCACUCGAUGGCGAUUACCAUCGAUGACGAAGUGUAUUCUUGGGGCUUCGGAGAUGGCAACACUGGAUUUGGCGAUGUUCAAAGUGAUGUUGUAUAUCCACGAAAGCUAACACUCACGGCCAAGCAAAUCAAUGCCAAGGGCCGAGUUCUUGCCACCAGCGGUGGUGGACAGCAUGGGCUUAUGCUAGUCAAGCGAUACGCAUUUCAGACGUAA